Messenger RNA from Xylona heveae TC161, 1152 nucleotides. RefSeq names its product Mo25-like protein. NCBI's taxonomy places the organism in Eukaryota, Fungi, Ascomycota, Xylonomycetes, Xylonales, Xylonaceae. Bases 1 to 1152 code for a protein of 383 amino acids. Gene Ontology annotation, molecular function: protein serine/threonine kinase activator activity. Gene Ontology annotation, biological process: intracellular signal transduction. The transcript has 5 exons. The record is from RefSeq and is a predicted model, not a curated record.
AUGGCGUUUCUGUUUGGCCGCGCCCGACAGAAGACAUCACCGGACCUUGCGAAAGUAGCCAGGGAUGCAAUUUCCAGAUUGGAUGGACCACUGGGACAAAAGGCAGAGGAAGAUUUGGCCAAGACUCUGCUUCAAAUGAAGUUAGUACUAGGGGGAACUCACGAUACCGACAGCAACCCCGAACAGGCAUAUCAUCUCGUAAAUAGCAUCAUCCAAGAAGAUCUCAUUCCGAUCCUUGCCCGAACGAUUCCCAGGCUGCCGUUCGAAUCCAGAAAGGACUGCCAGGUGGUCUUUUCAUAUGUCUUUCGAUUUGUUCCGCCAAAUGGGUCCGUGACAGAGCCGCCAGCUCUUCAAUACACACUUCAUAGCCGAACGGAUACUGUCAUAGAGCUGUGCAAAGGCUACGAGCACCGAGAAAGCUAUAUGACAUGUGGCACAAUACUGCGAGAAUUACUGAAGCAUGAAACCGUUGCGGCAAUUAUUUUGUACGAUGAGCCUAGGGCGCCCGGUCACCCAAUUCGUCUCAAUGAUAUUGACCUUAGCAAGCCGCAAUCUGGCAAUGGAGUGUUUUGGAAGUUCUUCAGCUGGAUCAACGAAUCUUCCUUUGAAGUCAGCACAGACGCUUUUACCACUUUCAGGGAAUUAUUGACAAAACACAAGCAGUUAGUGUCGCGUUAUUUGUGCGUCAAUUUCGAAAGAUUCUUCCCUCAUUAUAACAAUGUUCUUGUGCAGUCGGACAGCUAUGUCACAAAACGCCAAUCGAUUAAGCUCCUCGGGGAAAUCCUCCUUGACCGGGCCAAUUAUCAGGUUAUGACAGCUUACGUAGACAGAGGGGAGCACCUCAAACUCUGUAUGAAUCUCUUGCGCGAUGAAAGAAAAAUGGUUCAAUAUGAGGCGUUUCAUGUUUUCAAGGUUUUUGUUGCCAAUCCAGACAAGUCUGUUGCUGUACAGCGAAUACUCCUCAACAAUCGGGAUAGGUUACUUCGGUUUCUUCCCAAAUUUCUGGAGGAUCGGACAGAGGAUGAUCAAUUCAAAGACGAAAAGAGCUACCUGAUUCGCCAAAUCGAAACUAUGCCACCCGUACCUAUUGAACCAGCGCGCCGAGGCGGAGCCACGGGUGGGGGAUCAGCGGUCACAGCGAGCGUCGGCUGA